This is a messenger RNA of Asterias rubens (European starfish), 7084 nucleotides long. Its product is annotated as 5'-3' exoribonuclease 1-like. Gene Ontology annotation, biological process: rRNA catabolic process; nuclear-transcribed mRNA catabolic process. NCBI's taxonomy places the organism in Eukaryota, Metazoa, Echinodermata, Asteroidea, Forcipulatida, Asteriidae. The transcript is spliced from 36 exons. The record is from RefSeq and is a predicted model, not a curated record. Gene Ontology annotation, cellular component: nucleus. The coding region runs from base 113 to 6655 and encodes 2180 amino acids. Gene Ontology annotation, molecular function: 5'-3' RNA exonuclease activity; RNA binding.
UGCUGAUGAUACAAACAUUUUGUUGCACAUCGUGGGGAAAAACCUAUUUUCGAGACAGAUUUUGUGAUAAAUCGUCAUCAAGAUUCGAGUUUGAUAAUCAGAAGAAGACAUCAUGGGUGUUCCCAAGUUCUAUCGCUGGAUCAGCGAGAGAUAUCCAUGUUUGAGUGAAGUUGUGAAAGAAAAUCAGAUUCCAGAAUUUGAUAAUCUUUACCUGGACAUGAAUGGUAUCAUCCAUCCUUGCUCCCAUCCAAAUGAUGAAGACGUUCAUUUCCGCAUCACAGAGGAACAGAUUUUCAAGGCUAUAUUUCACUAUAUUGAGGUGCUGUUCCGCAUCAUCAAGCCAAGGAAAGUUUUCUUCAUGGCAGUGGAUGGAGUAGCGCCCAGAGCUAAGAUGAAUCAACAACGAGGGAGAAGGUUCAGAUCUGCCAAAGAAGCCGAAGAGAGAGAGAAAGAAGCUGUCUCAAAAGGGGAGGUCCUCCCGACUGAGAAGAGGUUCGAUUCCAAUUGCAUCACUCCCGGAACCCCGUUCAUGGUUCGCCUCCAGGAACAGCUGAAAUAUUUCGUCCGUCAAAAACUGACGAAAGACCCGACCUGGCAGGGACUACGAGUCUACCUUUCAGGCCAUGAGACUCCAGGAGAAGGAGAGCACAAGAUCAUGGACUUUAUCCGAACUGAGAAAGCUGACCCGAACUAUGACCCUAAUACUAGGCAUUGCCUCUACGGACUAGACGCUGACUUGAUCAUGCUUGGCCUCAUAUCUCACGAGCCUCACUUCUCCCUGCUUCGAGAGGAAGUGAGAUUUGGUAAGAUCGCCAACCAGAAACGACCUACGACCCCUGAGGAGACGACCUUUCACCUCUUACAUCUGUCGCUCAUGCGGGAAUACCUCGAGAUUGAGUUCAGCCCUGUCAAGUCCAAGAUAGAUUGGUUUGAUGGGGAGAGGAUCAUCGAUGACUGGGUCCUGAUGGGAUUUCUAGUCGGCAACGAUUUCAUCCCUCAUUUGCCUGAUCUGCAUAUAUCCACUAAUGCAUUGCCGCAGCUUUAUAAGACUUACAUGAAGGUGCUGCCGUCCCUCGGUGGUUACUUGCAUAGUCAUGGCAAGCUGCAUAUGUCACGCUUUGAGAAGUUCCUUGGUCACUUGGCGCAGUUUGACAGGGAAAAGUUUGACGAGGGCAAUGCUAGUCUUGGUUUAUUCGCUGGAAAGACAGACAUUCGUGCCUGGGAGAGUGAAAAGGUUAAAGGCAAGAAGCAGCAAGAGAAAGAACGAAGAGCUGCCAAGGCCUUGACCAACCAGUUUUCAGUGCUUGAUAAUCUGGAUGAACUGAUGGGAGCCCCUGAGGUGAAGCCUGAUUCAGGGUCAAAGAACACUGCCUUCCAGACCGGUGAAGACUCAUAUGAUGAUGAAUUCGAUGACACGUUUGAAGAAGAGUUCAAAGCUCACAAGGCAGCCUACUACUCGGACAAGUUCGAAGUCGAAAACAUCACAGACAAUCAAUUGGCAGAAAUUGUUUACAACUACAUCUUGGCAAUUCAGUGGAUUCUUGAUUAUUACUACAAUGGCAUACAGUCGUGGGGUUGGUACUACCCCUACCACUAUGCCCCGUACAUGUCAGAUCUUCAAGGCUUCAGUAAUGCCACUUUGAAGUACGAGAGAGGUAAGCCAUUCUUGCCCUUCCAGCAGCUCCUAGGUGUCUUACCCGCUGCCAGCAAGGAACUCCUGCCACUUCCGUAUCAGAAACUUAUGACCAUGGACAGCUCCCCUAUUAUUGACUACUACCCAGUGGACUUUGCUAGUGACCUCAAUGGUAAACUACAGCAGUGGGAGGCUGUGGUGCUCAUUCCAUUUAUAGAUGAGAAACGUCUCCUGGCCGCCAUGGAUGAAGUCAGCAAGUAUCUUACCGAUGAAGAGAAGGGUCGCAAUCGACACGGACCUCAUCUCUUGAACACCUGUGAUGAAACUCUCAGCUACACCUACCCCACGUCAAUGCCGGGCCACUUUCCUGACAUCAAUGCCUGCAAGGCUAAGUGUGUUGAGAUAGCCAAGGAUUCCUUUCAUCUCCACCCCAGCAAGCUCUUUCAUGGUCUGUGCAAGGGAGUCAAGUUUGGGGUCUACUUCCCAGGCUACCCAACCCUACAUCACCUUAAAUUCACUAGUACAUUGAAGAAGGACGACAUCAAGAUAUUUCAGCAGAACAGUAGAGGGGAUAGCGUGAUCUUGACAGUCCAGACAGAAAAUUCCGAUGUGAAAGCAGAAGAUGUUGCCAAGGAGCUUUUAGGAAAGACGUGUUUUGCCGAGUGGCCUCAUCUCAGAGAAGUGCGGGUCGUUGCUGUGGCAGAUGAUGCCAUGAGGUAUGAUCUUGAAGAUUCCAAGCUGAAGGGUCCGGAUUCGACUGACAAGCCGCUGGGUGUCAUGUCUCGUGAGAUGUCAGAUUUUGACGCCGGUGUUUGGGUGAGGGACAUCAAAGCCAUCCAAGAAAGGUAUCACAAGAGGAAAGGAGUGAAGAUUGGGCCAACCUAUGUGAUCGUGUACGCAUGUCCACUCAUGGGAAGAAGAUACAUCAGUGGAGUGAAUGGAAUCAUUACCUUAGAGAAACAGUGGGCCCUUCGCCCGGUACCCUUCGCCUAUCAGAUGCUGGUUAAGGACAUAACGGUGCACGAUUCCACCUUCCAGCAGUUCAAAACACUAGACGAGGUCUACCCGACAAACUCCCAGUGCUUCAUGCUGGGCUCGCCUAACUACGGUUGCCAGGGCAACGUCAUGGAGAUAGAGAACGGCAGAGUGCGAGUCGUGUUAACCGUCCCCGUGGAACCCAACUUGAAUCACGUGAAGAACUCGCAGGAUCGUCAUGAGGUGCACUACCUUCCAGCCUAUGUUUUAGGCCAGCGCCUUGGUCUGACAUCAUUGAUCAUAUCUCGGUUGUCGGGAACCAUCUUCGUUGGCCGAGGAUCCAGACACAGUUCCUCAGUGGGUCCAUCUAAGAAUUUCAACAUCGGUUUAAAUUUGAAGUUCAACAAGACGAGUCAGGAGAUCCAGGGCUACUCCAAGAAGGACGAAGCUGGGACCUGGCUCUACUCCACUAAAGUCGUCGACGUCAUCAAGGAUUAUAUGGCCAAGUUUCCAGAAGUGUUUUCCUACCUGAGCCAACAUCCUCGAGACGACAGUUUCUUUGAGGACGACCUCUUCAAGGGAAAGUCUGGACGGAUGAAGGAGCUUCAAGACUUCAUCUCUGAUAUACCAUGUGCUAAAGCAUCUAAGGUCGCCAUCGGGCUGAAGAAUCUUGACGAGCCGAUUGUCAAGUUGAUCGAAGAGGAAGUGCAGAAGAGUUUAAGACAGAAAGUCCGGAAACAGAAGAUGGCUGUCCGACCUCAUCUCCUCUAUAGGCCCCUUCAUUACCUAGGCAACCUAAUACCAGACCCCGAGGCUGAGCAUGAGUUGUUUGACCGGGUAAUCAAUGUCAGGGAAGGGUUCAGCGUCCCUCUUGGUCUACGCGGUGUGAUCAUUGGAAUACAACCAGGCAGCGGUAUCUUGGACUUCCUCUAUGAAGUCGUCUUCGAUGAGGAGUUCCCCGGAGGACUGAAGAUCCGCUGUGAUGGCCAUCGAGGUUACAAAGUACCAACGACGGCAGUUAUUAACAUAUCCUAUGGCAUGCGUAAAGAGCAAUGCCAACAGCAGAGUAAUAAACCAAUGGCAGUUGUUAAACCCCAGGUGUUCCCUCAACCCAAUGCCCAGACACAGAGCCGAGGCUGGUACUCUAACAUGGUGACCAAGCUAGGAUCCAACCAAGAGCAGCAAGUGCAGCGUCAACAACAACAACAACAACAACAACAACAGCAGCAGCAGGUUAGCAGAAGUAAGAAACAACCACUGGCGCAGGCUUCUUUAAAAGGAGCCAUCAACUACAGGGCGGCCCUAGAACAAGAUAACGGUUUCAAGCAAACCAGUGAUCAGAAGUCCAAUAAACAAGCUACUCCCGCUCCCAUGACGAUCCUGACUCGAUCGGGGCCCAAACUGAUCUCACGAUCACCAACCAAAGAUCCUCAAGGUAGGGCCAUUGACAAGCAACUGAGGCACCAAGGCAAGGAUCAGAUGGAUAGGAUUGAAAGUAAACCAAUGCCGCAGACACCACAGGGUCAGACACAACGACAAAACUCUGAUGCAAAGUCAGUGUCCAAGGGCGAAGUCAGCGAGGAUGCUCGAAGUGGACGCCACAUCCCUAAAGAAACUUCAAAACUUCAACAGAGCGCCCCCGUUAGUGAGGUGGACGAGUUCGCCGAUAUGUGGCGUAACCUGCAGAAGGGAGCCAGUAGCAGCGGUGCCUCGUCGCCGUUCACCGAAGACGCCUCGACAGACAAGGAUGAUGAGCGGAAUGUAGAGAGCGACGACCUGACGUCUCCGUUCGCAUCCGGGAUUCAGACACCACUCUCCGAAGAGGAUUCAGAAAGCGGUCCUUCUAUCCAGAUGCAGCUGGCACUGUCUGCAUUGCCCAAGGUGGACGUCAACAAGCCUAGUUUGGCUGAUGAUAACGUGGGCGAAGAUAUCGUCUUGGAAGGCACUGAGGAGGACGAGGAAGUGGAGGAGUUUGAAAUUGAAGAAGAAGCUCGGAUGACCCCGAGGACAUACGCAAAGUCUGGAACCGCUGAACUAUGUCGGAUGUUAAACAUCGCAUCGAUGUCUGGGAGUAAUGCCGAGGUGCAAGAUGAUUUGAUCAUACCACACUCUGUCAUCAUCGAGGCUUCCUCAGGAACAAAGCAGUACGGCAGACCGCUUUCGUUGGACCAACUUUUCGCAGGUGCUGUCAAUACCCAGCCAUCGCCCGGCAGCUCACCUGUACCCCUUACGCCUACUAACCCUAACCCAGUCAACAUACCCACUCUGCCACAAGGGGUACCACAAAGGGUACCACAAGGGGUGCCACAAGGGGUAGCACAACCUACAGCAUUCCAUACCCACCCUCAGCAACCCAUGCCGAUACCGAGCCAUCACCACCCAGGAGAUGGAAGAGGCCCGAUGUCGCCUGGUAGAGGUGGUCCAGCUAAUAUGAGUAACUCCAACGUAAACCCACCUCAGCCAAUCCACCUUCAUAGACAGCCUACACAUCCCACCAACCUAGUUCCUGUAUCCAUGUCCAUGGGACCACUUAUACCCACUGGGCAAGAGGGAUUCCAAAAAGGAACCCAGAUGAUCCCAACGAGGGCCUUUCCAGCCCAGCAAAUGGGCUCAAUAUCCCAGAGUGGUGUCUCUCCCCGACUCUCCCCCGCCCACUAUCUAGCCCAGUCCCCGGGUACCCAGCCCUCAUCAGUUGCUACCCAGCCUGUACCCGGUGGUGUUGUCAUCAUACGCCCAGGGGUACAGCGAGUGAUGCAGCAACCAGGCUUUGCAAUGCACCCCGGUGUGCAAAUGUCCGCUGACCAACAAGUACCAUCAUGGCAGCAGGUUAUAGUGUCCCACCAUCAAGGCAAGCAGCAGUCGUUUCAGCCUCAGGUACAAGCUCAACCUGUACGGCUUCCAGGCCAGCAUGUCAUGCAAGUAGCCCCACACCAACAGCCCGGUAAUCAACCUCAGAUGAACCAGGAGAUUGGAGUUAAGCCCCUUAUGACCCAAAACAUGCCCCGCCCAAUGCAGUAUCAAGCCCCACCCUCCCCCCAACAGCCUAUCAACCCCGCCCAACAGAAUGUGAAUCCCGCACAACAAAACAUUGGCCCCAGCCCACAGAACGUUGUCCACGCCCCGCAAAAUAUUCCCCUCGCCCAACACACUAUGAUCCCCACCCAGCCAAACAUGAACACUGCUGUACAAAACAUGGGUCCCGUGAGAAUGCAAGGACAACCUUUGACGCAGAUGUCCCAGCUUAACAGAAAACCACUAAUGGGUAUGACUGUGGGGAUGACCGGUCAACCUCGUGGGCCGCAACAACACCUCCCUCAGAACUUCGGACAAAGUGGACAGUUAACACAUCAACCUCUGAAUGCUGUGCAGGCUCUCUUAGCAUGGUGCCGACACCAGAAUCUAAAGUUUCCGAUGUACACUUUCCAAAGGAACAUACAGACGGGUCAUUGCAGAGGAAUUGUUCAGCUUUCCAACGGUGUUCAAUUCGUAGGCCCAGACUGUCCUAAUGAUGAUGUGGCUGCAGAAGCCGUAGCUCGGGCGACUAUGGCUCAAGUGACAAAACAGCAGCCCAGAGGUGUUUUUCAUCAGUUACGACCAACAACGAGACCCCCAAUGGGAAUGAACCAGCAACAGGGAGUUAUGUUUCACGCAUCCGGAGCAAAUCCAUUUGUUCCUCUACAGGUAACAAAGCAACUCAACACACCGAGCAAGUCCCACCCCGCCUUUGAUACAGAAUCAUCCCCAGCCAGAAUCGUCCCCCAUCCACAAAUGGAAUAUCCCACCUCUGCAGGCCCCUCCAUACCUCAAAUGGACUCGGCUGCCAUGCCAACUAACCAGUCAGUGUUUGUGGAGAAUCCCGGGCUUAGGUCAAGAGGGAUCAGUAGUGACCCCCCUGUCAUAGGAAUAGAACAGACCCAGAUGUUAGAGGUUGAUCUAUCCCAGGGAACAGACCAUUCGAAGAAACAGGUGUCAAAUGCAGCUGCCGUCAAAACUCGCAGGGGCUCCUCUAAAGCGAAGCUUGCAAUCAACUUUGGUAGUAAAAAUUAGCUUUACAUACAUUAAAUACAUCCCUUGGGGUCAAAGGUGAAGAAGGGUGUCAAAGGUGAAGAAGGGUUCAGCGUGGUGUACCAGUAAGUUUAAAUAAUUAAAAUGAUUUUUAACAGAAAGAAAAUGUAGUUUUUAAUCUAAUGUUUUAGCUAGCACAUUUGAUUUAGCCAUCACAGUCUCAAUAUUAUUGGCAAAGACACUUUGAAAAAAAAAGAGAACAAAAAUGAAAAAUAUCAAAGCCUUGAAAUGUUUUGCCUAAGACUGUUGAGAUUUUUGAAGGUAUUUUUUUAAAUGAUUGUUUUUGGUUUAUUUUCAACUUUGCCGUUUAUGCAAGGCUUUAAAAUGUGACUUAAUUAAUGUAUUUUAAUUUUUUAAAUUGUAAGAAGUAAACACUGCAUUUUUGUUUAACUUGAUGAGCUGUUUUAAGUU